AGCUCUACUAUCGGCUAUUCAGCUGGAGCUAUAAAAGGGGGAGGGGGCAAUUAAAAAUAAGAAAAUCAUCAUGGCUACAUCAACGCUGCAGCUGGAAUUUUCACAAGCCAUGGCUGACUUCAAAAAGAUGUUCCCGGACAUUGACCGUGAAGUAAUAGAAGCUGUGCUGCGGGCUAAUUUGGGUGCAGUGGAUCAAACGAUUGACCAACUACUCGCUAUGUCAACUGACAACCAGAACGAAAAACUGCGCAAUGAACUGGAUGCUAAUAUCUCACCACAACAGAGUCUCAUCAAUCUCAGCGACACGGACAGAGAGGUGCGACGCAAUCAUCAGCAGCAAAUAAUUAUCGAUGCCAUGGAUAGCGGUCCAGAAAACACAGUUCCAGCCGUUACCCCGAAUGCUGGACAUACGCAAUUACUGAGCACAACAGCAGCUUCGCCGAAUCACAAUACGGGCGCUUCGCCCAAACAACGUCCGAUUGGAGCUUCAACUAAGAUAAGUGGCAGCAACACCAUUAAUACGACCACCAAGCGCAACAUCAGUCACACCGUUGGAUUGUCCAACAACAGCAGGAAUUGGAGUCCCCCUAUAUUAGGUGUUCUGCCACCUGGAUUUCUGCGCGUGGCGCCCUCUGGCGGUCAGCAAGAUUUCGAGUUGCCCGAUGAACAGUUCGCCCUGAUGCUACAGAAUGAGGAGUUUAUGAACCAGCUGCGAUGGAAUCAGGACUUUAUGAGCGCACUGGAGAAGGAGCAGAGCGGCAAGGCUAAGGGCGAAGAUGAUGCGCCCUUCCAGGAGCGACUCAAGAACAUGGGCAAAAUGUCCCGUAAGAAGUUUCUACAAAUGGCGCGUGUCUUCACUUGGCAGCGCAAUAAAAAAGUAACAACAGCCAAGCAAAUCGAUUCGUUGCCGCUGCGUGAGGAGCAUAGCGACGAUGAGGAUCAUAAUCAACAACAACAGCAGCAAUCUCAACAACAACAGCAACAGUCACAUCAGCAGCAACAAAGCCAGGUCCAAUCCCAGGGUCAAUUACAGCUGCGCAAAUAGA
Messenger RNA from Drosophila navojoa, 1046 nucleotides. Its product is annotated as CUE domain-containing protein 1. Gene Ontology annotation, molecular function: ubiquitin binding. The record is from RefSeq and is a predicted model, not a curated record. NCBI's taxonomy places the organism in Eukaryota, Metazoa, Arthropoda, Insecta, Diptera, Drosophilidae.